CAUUAUUCUUUUCGUUUCGCGGAAUGAAACGCAUUCUGUUCAAAACCUUGAUUCUGUUUUUUGGUUUAUCUGUGGAUGUUUCAGCUGCAUUUUGAUAAUGAUGAUCAGUCUUUGUUGCAGUGAUUUUCAGUCGAUUGAUUUGAUGAUGGAUAUGGUGCUCUGAUUUGAGGAUACGACGAUGACUAACCGAAACGCCGAGCCUUUUCAGGGAGAAUCCGACGAUCCUCCGCCGCCGCCACCUCCUCCUCCGCAGGAUCCUGCUGAUGGUUCUUGUGCUGGAAACACGGUUUUCAAGAGUGGGCCACUUUUCCUAUCAUCAAAAGGGAUUGGAUGGACGUCCUGGAAAAAGAGAUGGUUCAUCCUAACACGUACUUCACUGGUUUUUUUUCGAAGUGAUCCAAAUGCUGUUCCUCAGAAAGGGGGUGAGGCGAAUUUGACUCUCGGUGGCAUUGAUCUCAACAAUUCAGGCAGUGUUGUUGUGAAAAGUGAAAAAAAACUCUUGACCGUGCUCUUUCCUGAUGGUCGAGAAGGACGUGCAUUCACACUCAAGGCUGAAACAUUGGAGGACCUCUAUGAGUGGAAAGCCGCACUGGAAAAUGCUUUGGCACAGGCACCCAGUAGUGCCAAUGCUAAUGGUAUCUUGAAGAAUGAUAAGAUGGAACCAAAUAAUGGGUCUUCAGAGACGUUGAAAGAUGGCCAACCACAACCUGGAAGACCCAGAGUCCUUGGUAGGCCAAUUUUGCUUGCUUUGGAAGAUGUUGAUGGAACUCCCUCUUUUCUGGAGAAAGCCCUUAGAUUUAUAGAAACCCAUGGAGUCAAAGUAGAAGGCAUUUUGCGACAAGCUGCAGAUGUUGACGAUGUUGAACAUCGUUUGCGGGGAUAUGAGCAGGGAAAAAACGAGUUUUCUCCAGAAGAAGAUGCACAUGUAGUGGGUGACUGCGUGAAGUAUGUCAUCCGGGAGUUACCAUCAUCUCCAGUUCCAGCAUCUUGCUGUAACGCUUUACUAGAAGCAAGCAAAACUGAACGAGGUGGCAGAGUCAAUGCUAUGCGAUCUGCAAUAUACGAAACCUUUCCAGAACCAAAUCGCCGUUUACUGCAGAGAAUUCUUAUGAUGAUGCAAACUGUGGCUUCUCAUAAAGCUGAGAAUCGAAUGAGCUCUUCAGCUGUGGCAGCUUGCAUGGCCCCCUUACUCCUUCGUCCUCUUUUAGCUGGUGAUUGUGAAAUUGAAACUGAUUUUGACGUGGGGGGUGAUGGUUCCAUUCAACUUCUUCGUGCAGCUGCCGCAGCAAACCAUGCUCAAGCCAUAGUUAUUACUCUACUGGAGGAGUAUGACAAAAUUUUUGGGGAAGGUUCUAUGUCCCCUAUAUUAUACUCUGAUUCAGAAGAGAGUGGAAGUGAGAGCGAGGAGGCAAGUGAUGGUGAUAUGUCUUAUGAUGAUGAAGAACAAGAUGAUGCUACUGGUUCUGAUGUGGCAACAGACGAUGAGCUGGAAUCAACUGGAACCUGUACUGAGAGUGUCGGCUCUGGGGAGCAUGAUUUAUAUGAUGAUAAGGGUUCUGAAGUAUUGAGUACUAGUUCGAAGAAUUCCGAUAUGUGUGAUGUAAAUGGAAUGAAGCCAAAGUCAUCAAAGGAGAGAAUCCAUGACAAAACUGAUCGAGGUAGGGGUAGUUCACCAAUUAAGGAUGAGAAGUCCUGUGAAGUUGAAUGUGCAUCCGAAAGCUUUGAAGGUUCUCCAACUACAUCUAAUAAAAGUUCCAACACGACAAAGCGUCUCACCAUUUGGGGACGCACGCCUGCAAAGAAGAAACUCUCCUUGGAAUCCAUUGAUUAUGAUUUCGGCGAAGAGGUUGAGAUUCAGAGACUUGAGGCCACUAAAUGUGAACUGCAAAAUAAAAUCGUGGAGGCGGCGCGAGAAAAUGCGAUUCUCCAAUCCAGUUUGGAAAACCGAAAGAAGAUCUUGCAAGAGCGUCGUCUAACUCUUGAGCAAGAAGUAGCAAGACUAAGAGAACAGUUGCAAAGGGAGAAAGAUCCCUCAGCUAAUGUUAGUGAAAAGACAAAGGCAGAUCUUGGAGAAAGCAAUCGAGGCGAGAAAGACACUGCCAAUAUAAACAACACAAUGGAUGAAUUUGUAGGACUGCUUAAUAGGAUACGUGAUCAGAAAAGUAACCUACCUGAUUUACGUAAUGUCUCCCAACAAAUGCAGAAUCAUCAAACAAAAUUGAAGGACAAGAGGAAGGAUGCUGGAAGUUUAGUCCCUCCUGAACACUCCAGAAAUAAGGAUGUUCUUUCCGGUCAUGCAGAAAUAAGUAAACAUUCCCCUCUACACCAGCAUCUAGAUCCUCAUAAUCCCAGUGCCAAAAUAGGUGUAUUGGCAACCAAUUUCGCAACGGGUCUAACCAAUCCUAAGAGGACUGGUGCGAGGAUGGAGCUGGGACCAAAUCACAAUUCUUCAGCACUGACGAAACUGACGACCAGACUCAACUUCUUGAAGGAGCGUCGCAGCCAGAUAGCAAAUGAACUCCAGAAUAUGGACCGGGGACGAGUUUCGGGCCAAUCAACCGACGGUUCUGAAAAGGGCAGGGGAGUUGAAGCUCAGCGCUCAGUCCAAAACUCAGAUGACACUAAAGGGUCUGCUGACAAUCUCCAAUCCAUUCAGGACUUCGAUAAGCGAGCGGGAAGCCAAGGCAGCCAGCCCCAAAAAUCAGAUGCCAGAUAAAAGGAUGAAGAACAGGAGGCCAAAACCAAAGCAGCAUUUUGGAUAUAGAGAGGAGGAAGACCAGAGAGUCAACUUGGCCUUAAUACACAAAAAGGUAACUUCAAGGACAAGUAAUAGAAUGAAUGAUGAUACUGGCGGAGAGUGUUUUAAGAUUAAGAAAGAUAUCUUCUUUGGAGUUGUGAGUGAAGAAGAAGAAUGAAAAAUGCCAAGAUGUACAGAUGGAACCAGUUUCUUGAUCAAAGCUGCUGAAUUUAUUUGCCUUUUUGGUUUUUAUUUUUAUCUUGUAUAGCAAGGAUUGUCCCACUGUUGUGAUUCCAUUUUUUUUUUUAUUUUUCUAAGCUUACCGCUUGAACUACUACUAUGCCUACUGGUGGCGGUUACCGACCAAUCUCAGCUGAUUAAGGCAUAUAUUUGGCCAAAAUAUUGAUUUAAAUUUUCAAUGUCUC
Cucurbita moschata (crookneck pumpkin) is the source of this 3162-nucleotide messenger RNA. RefSeq names its product rho GTPase-activating protein REN1. Gene Ontology annotation, biological process: signal transduction. Lineage: Eukaryota; Viridiplantae; Streptophyta; Magnoliopsida; Cucurbitales; Cucurbitaceae. The record is from RefSeq and is a predicted model, not a curated record. The coding region runs from base 179 to 2716 and encodes 845 amino acids. The transcript is spliced from 23 exons.